Messenger RNA from Tribolium madens (black flour beetle), 4310 nucleotides. RefSeq lists its product as uncharacterized. The transcript has 9 exons. The coding region runs from base 2496 to 3530 and encodes 344 amino acids. Lineage: Eukaryota; Metazoa; Arthropoda; Insecta; Coleoptera; Tenebrionidae. The record is from RefSeq and is a predicted model, not a curated record.
GCGUGUGCAUACGAGAGGUAAAGAAGCCGAUAUCAUUUUCCAUUGUGUAUUUCGAGAUUUUUGCCAAAAUCGAGUGUGAAUACGGACGAGUCGGUAGAAUUCCUGUGAUUUGUGAGUUAAAUAGUGUAGCUAUUGCUGUUAGACUUUGUUAUACCAUUGCAUGUGCAUUGUUUGAGGUUAAGUUGUCACUAACAUGAGCUUAUCUGAUGAAUUCGCUGAAAUUCUUAGCCGAAUCAACGAACAAAGAGGUGUAGGUGUAGAUGUUGGCCCCCAGGAUGAACGCAGAAGAAUCAUAAAAGGGCUUCGAAACUUUCUCGCAGAGGCUGCUUUUGAGGUGAAAUUCACCACAUGCCCUCGAAGCUAAGGCCAAUUGUCGGGGAGGAUGAAGAAGAAGAAAUGUGGAAUAUAUCAGGAUAUGAAUUACUACUAGUAAGUCCCCUUCAGCACACAACACUUUCAUAAGGAUUUUGCCCUGUUUUAAAGAAGUAACUCUCCUGUGACUGACUUUAUAAUAUAAGAUAAUAGCAAUCACUGCUGAUUCUAACUCGGUAGAAGGGGCUUUUCGGAGUGAAUUUCACAGGUUCAAGAAGAAGAUUCCCAAUUCGAUUAUUUUGGAUCAGCAAUCCGGGGAACUCCUUGGCGCAUUAUGACACUACAGCGGAGGAACGAUCAAGAAGCAUACUUCCCAUGGCCCGAAAAUUAAUCAAAGAUGAAGAGUUGUUGUACAGUACAUUUUAUUUCAUUGUUUUGGCGAAAUUUAAUAGAAUUUAUGGAAUCAGAGCGUUACUUACUUCACUCUAGAACCGCUUCUAACUGCAACUUCAAGUAUGACACAUGACAGGAUUUUGCACGUUAUGCAAAAACAAGGCAUCGAUCAGGUGCCUAUUUUUAAUAAAAAAAAAAGGGCUAGCUGUCUCCAUGAGGUCAAAAUUUAAAAUUAAUUAGUCAGUUUUAGAGGAAUGUUGAGUUUGGUCACUACUGCCUUGAUUAGCGGAAAUGUUAGACCCAUUGACUCAAUAUAGACAAGACUUCCGUUACUGGUUUUCCUAAAGUGUUCCAAAAUGCGACCGUAAGGCUUGUCUCCAGAGUUUUAAAACGUGAAAACUACAUUCUAGUUUUAAAAAAUAAAGUAAUAGACAAUCAACAAUUGAAAAAUCCAUCGGAAUUAUUACAACAGUUGAUCUCUUACGGUGGCGGUCAUUGAAAAGGUAAUACACGGGAUUUUGACACAUCCUCUCAAAAUUUAAAAAAUUGCAUAAUUAAUUUUUUCUUUGUCGUGAGUGUCAUUGUCACUGAAGACGUCACUUUUGACAAAUUGUCGAAUGUACAGAAAUAUAUUAUUAUUACAAGAUUAAGGGAUAAUGUCCCUCUACGAGUCAUCGCAGAAGAAAUAAAUGUGAACAAAAUGACUGUCCUUAAAACAAAGAAGAAUAUUCUAGUGACAUUUUAAACAUGACAGUGAUUGUCAAUUUCAAGGGAAAAUUUACAACGCCAAAAUUUUUUUAUUUGUCAAGUGUAUUACUUUUCAAUGGCCGCGACUGUACCAGUGAUGCCAGAUUAGGGAUUUUUUCCCUAGAUCUAGGGAUUUUUCUAACAAAAAGGGAAAAAGGGAUUUGUUUCAAUUUUUCUUAAUAAUUUAGGGAUUUUUUACAUUUUCAGUGAAAAUCUCAAUUUUUUUCACACUGCUGGCACAGUUUCAAAAAUUACAACAAUUUUUAAUAUGAAUAUUGUAACUUCGCCACGUUAGCGCAUUUGUAUAUGAGUUUAGCACAUAGUAACGCGGAAACCAAAAAUGUAUUUUCUAUAGUUACAUGAGUAAAGACAAAAAAAAAACAAGAUAGGAAGUGCACUAAAAGCUGUUUGCGUUGCCAAGUUUACUAAUUAUUGCAGUUCAUUUAAUGUUUUAGACGAAUAUUUAAAAUUAAUGAAAUCCCAUAAUUUAUAAAUAUAAAUCUAAAUUAAGUAGGUAUCUAAAUAUACACGUUUAUUUGAAUUUGUUUUAAUUGACUUGUAUUUUAUUUUUUUAUUUCUUUAGUAAAAUUUAUUUUAAUUUAUUGUUAUAUUAUUUAUUGAUUUUUUGUUGUUUGGAGUUAUCAUAUUUUUAUGUUGUAUUUAUAUUAUAUUACCUCAACAAAAAAAGGCCUACGAAAUAGUAUCUUUUUAAUUUUUUAAGUAGUUUAGGGAAUUUAGAAGCUACAGUUCAGUGCUACAAUCUAGGGACAAGCGCUUCAUCUCAUCUGGCAUCACUGGACUGUACAUCAGCACAGAACAACAGUGAUAAAUGGUACAACAGUUACAUCUCAUUUUUAUAAAUAAACCUCAAUAAACCUGUGCUCAAUAAAGAAUAAAAGAAUUCUAUUUGAAUAAACUUUUUUACAUCCUAAGAACUUGUAUGUGGAAUUACCGUCCACUUCGGCUCACGAAGAAUGUAUCAUCUGACAUUUUUAGGUUAGAAUGGUUUUUGACAUCUGUCAACAACAAAAACAUCACUAAAAAUGUGGAAUAUACCGCGAUAUAAAUUUUCUAAAGAAUCUGAACCGUCUUUAAUUAAUUUUAUAAAAGUGGCAAGAGAACAAGUGACACAAAACCGAAACUGUGAUUUGAAAAAUUACGUUUUAUGGAAAACGAAAUUACCUUUGGAUCCUCAUCUGAAACCAAAGGUAGAAUGUGACAAUGAAAAUACUACACAGCAAGAUCCACCAACGAUUAACUUAUGCUCAGAUGAAGAAAUGGAAGAAACAGUUUCUUUACCACUAAGUGAAUCUAAAAUAGUUGAAACUUCUAAUAAAAGUACCCUAAAUGACAUUGCUUAUACCAUUCAAGACAACGUAGAAACCGAAAAUGAUUUACCAGAAAAUGUUAGGGAGUAUCUCACAAAAUGUACCAACACAGCUUUGGAAAUGAUAUUCCAAAUUUUGGACGAAAAUCUUACAAGUGAAGGAAUUUAUUAUUUGGGAGUUUCAAUACAAAAUACUAUUUCUAGAAAUUUAAUUAGAUUAUUUUGUCACCAUUUGUUGAUCCCACUGAUCAAGAAAACAUAUUGUGACAAAAUUGUGAAUUUAUUAGAACAGUUUAGUUUAAAAUAUCCAACUAUAUUAAAUGAGGAAUGUCUUAUACUUGUCCAGUCUUUAGAACAACAUGAAAGUGAGAUUUGUUUACAAUAUAUGAAGAAGUUAAAUGUAAUCUUUCAAACUGUUUUAGUCAGGGAUUUUAUAUUUUCAAUUGAAACACUGACCAAGAAUUACAUAAUUUUAAUUGAUAACUUAUUAAAUAAUCAGGUGGAGUAUGAGGCCUUAAGUAAGUUAGUUCAAUUGUUAUCCAACAGUUGCGAAGAUCAUCACAAUGAUAAGCCUUUUGGUAAAUUGUUAAUGCAUACAAUUGAUGUCUUGGGCCCCAAUUUGGUCCGUGUUGAGCAAGCCCUGAAACACAUAAUUGCCGGUCACAAAUCUAUCUGGAAAACAAAACUAGAAAAAGCUUUUAAAACGAGUUAUGAAGACAGUUUGUUAUUUUCGCAGAGUUUCCGAGAUUAGAAAUAGAGUCGAUUUAGCAAAUUGUAUUUUUUCUGUCAACAUUAGAGCCCCCUCAUGUGAUGCUCCAUCCACAGAAGAGUAAAGCCUAGAGAUGGGCAAAAAUAUCGAUGUUUUUCAAACAUCGAAUAUUGGUCAAAUACAUCGAGUUAAAAAUGUAUAAGUAUUUUUUUAAAUAUCGAUGUUUUUUACUGAACUCGUAUUAAUAGAACUGCCUUAGGAAUUGGUUUGUUUGUAACAUACAUAACCUCUGCAAGUGUUUACAAGAGACAAGGCUUGUGAUUGGUCGAUUCCUAUUGUUUUUGACAGUCGACAACUGUCACAUUUUCUGAUCGUAAUUUUUCCAAUUUUUAAGUGUGUUUUGUACUGUUUUUACAAUAAAACACUAUGGUUAAUUCUUAUGUAGUGUGCAGAAUCCGCAAAAUCUUCGAUUUCUUUACACAAGUUACCCACAGGUGAAACUUUGGAGACGGGAGUGGAUCAAUGCUUUGGGAUUAGGAGAUUUCGUUUUGACAUAUACAUAUGUUUGCUCAAAACCCUUUUUUUACAUAAUAAAUGUAUUUCCUAAUUUAAUUACGUCCUAAUAAACGUCACCUUUUUUAAUUACAAAACGAGCCGCCACUGGUACGGUGGGCAAAGUAAACAAAAUGCAUGGGAUUUUAUAGGUUAUGUAUGCUUCACACAAUCUAUACAAGCUCAGCAUAGGAAGCCAUUCCUAUUAAUACGAGUUCAAUGAUGUUUUUACUUCGAUACAUCGAAAUUGGUUCAGUUAAUUAUUUUUAA